This is a messenger RNA of Rotaria sordida, 978 nucleotides long. Lineage: Eukaryota; Metazoa; Rotifera; Eurotatoria; Philodinida; Philodinidae. The record is from the annotation of a GenBank genome assembly.
AUGGCUACAGAUUCAUCUCAAAACAACAAUCAAAUAAAUAUAAGUGAAAAUAGUAUUUUACUCGAUAAAACAACAAUGUAUAUGGAUGAAGAAGGUGAAGCAAACGUAUCAAAAUCAAACGAAAAAACAAAUGUUGAAGUACCAUUAUUAUUAAAUAAUGAAACAUUAACACGUAGAACUUCAUUAUCAUCAACGAAUUCAAAAACAAGUAAUUGUCCUGAUAUAUGUCGAAUAUGUCAUGGUGAAGGGACAAAAGAUGAACCAUUAGUAUCUCCAUGUUUAUGUUUGGGUACAAUGCAAUAUUUACAUCAAUCAUGUUUACAACGUUGGAUUAAAAGUUCCGGUUUAAAAUCAUGUGAAUUAUGUAAAUUUGAAUUAAUAAUGCAUUCAGAAAUAAAACCAUUUAAACAAUGGCAAAAAUUAGAAAUGAAUGUUGUUGAAAGACGAAAAGUAAUGUGUUCUGUUGCAUUUAAUUUAAUUGCUGUUACUUGUGUUCUUUGGGCACUUUAUGUUUUAAUUGAAAAAACACGAGACGAAGUUAAAGCUGGAAAACUUCAAUGGCCAUUUUGGACUAAAUUAUUUGUUGUAGCCAUUGGAUUUACGGGAGGAUUGGUAUUUCUUUAUGUUCAAUGUAAGAUGUAUCUGCAGCUUUGUAUUCGUUGGAGACAAUUUAAUCAACGUAUAAUUAUUCAUUCAAUUAACGAACAACGACAACAUGAAGCUAAAUCUUCCGGAAUAAAAAGUACAAAUAAUAAUAAUAAUACUGACAAUUGUAUAGUGACAGUACUUGAUUUAAAUAAUUUACCUCCAUUAAAUUCCAAUACAUCAUUAACAACAAUAGUUGGUAAUAGUUCAAGAGAUUCAACUUCUCGUCAAUCGUUAAUUAUUGAUCGUAAUCAACGUCAUGAAAAUAAUUCUAAUCGAAAUGUUUUACAUCGAUUUUCAAUAUUUCAUCGAUCGGAUCAAUCUGAAACAUAA